CGAUUCCUCUAUGCAGAGAAGGAGUUAUCUGAGAGCAGAGGAAAAUUCCUGAGUAUGAAUGCUCAAAUAGAAGACCUGAAGAAAAGAAUCAGGUUAGAAGAACAAGAACACCAAAAACUGCUGCAGAAACAUGAGGAGACAGUCUCUCAGCUGCAGCAAGAGAAGGAGGCGUCUGCAGCAGCGCACCAGAAGCUACGAGAGUUUCAGCUGGAGGUAACAAGUGAGAGACGUCUUCUUGAAGAAGAGCUGAAUGACACAAUGAACGAGCUGAAUAAAUUACAUGCGAAAGAGAAGAGAUCUGAAGAGCUGGUGAAGCAGCUGGAACAAGAAAUCAAAGUGCAAGAUGUUGAGCUUGCGCAGAUGGAAGCGGAGUUGAAAGGGAAGAAUGCCGGGUUGGAGCAACUCCGUGCAAGGCCCGGCAGCGCUGUUCUGCAGCUCCAGGAAGAGCACAGCAAAGCGUUGCGUGAGCGCGGGGAGACUGCUGCUGCGUUUGAACGCUACAAGAAGACAACAGCUGAAGAAAUAAGCAGCCUCAGAGUGGAGAACACCUCUCUGCGAGAAGAAAUUGCCAGCCUGAAAAAAAUGAGUCAGGAGAGUCGACAGCUGCUUCAGGAAGCAGAAUGUGCUAAAAAUAAAGUGGAAGAAGAAUGCGCAAGGAUGGUUUUAGAAAUCCAGACAAAGGUUGCACUAAAAGAAGCAGAAAGAGAAGGAAUGAGAGAGUCUUGCCUUGCACAAGUGACCACACUUAAGAAAAACCUGGAAGAGCAAACUGAAGAUCUGAAAAGAGAACUCAAAGCGGAAAGAUCAAGGAAGACCAUAAAUGCAGGUGUGACCUCCAGCUUAGAAGAAGAGGUGGAGACCUGGCGGAAGCUGUAUGAAGAUUUGAAGAACAAAACCAAGCCGUUUCAGCAACAACUGGAUGCAUUUGAAGCAGAGAAGAGUGCGCUCUUACAUGAGCAUGGUGCUGCCCAAGAAGAACUCAAUAAACUAAGCGAGGCGUACGCUGAACUCCUUGGCCACCAGAACCACAAACAGAAAAUUAAGCAUGUGCUGAAGUUGAAGGAAGAGAAUGCCCACCUAAAGCAGGAUGUCUCAAAACUGCGUGUGUUGCUGGCGAAAGAAAAGCAAACCAACAGAGAUCUCCAGGGGCAACUGAACGCAGUCCAGGGCAUUCGGCGUUGUGAUCCUUCCACAGCUUUCCAGCACACCAAGGAAAACAUCCCUCCAGAAACUCCUCUGGAAGAAGGUGAUCAGAACAAAAUUUAA
Molecule: messenger RNA, 1266 nt
Organism: Opisthocomus hoazin
Lineage: Eukaryota; Metazoa; Chordata; Aves; Opisthocomiformes; Opisthocomidae
Source: RefSeq, a predicted model, not a curated record